ACGUCACCGCCGCGCGCCGCUCCCCGCGUCCUCGCAAGGUCGCCGUGUGCCGCGGCCGCGCUUGGCGACAUGACGGGGUACACGCCGGAUGAGAAGCUGCGGCUGCAGCAGCUGCGGGAGCUGAGAAGGCGAUGGCUGAAGGACCAGGAACUCAGCCCCCGGGAGCCUGUGCUGCCCCCGCGGAAGAUGUGGCCCAUGGAGGCUUUCUGGAAUAACUUCCUGCGGGACGGCGCCGCGUGGAAGAAGUCGAUCCAUAAUGCAUACCGGUCCAGUGUUUUUGCUGUUGCUAAUGUACUUAUACCUCUCUGGCUUGUUCAUUAUUACAUCAAAUACCAUGUAUCUCAAAAACCAUAUGGCAUUGUUGAAAAGAAGCCCAGAAUAUUUCCAGGUGAUACAAUUCUGGAGACUGGAGAAGUAAUCCCACCAAUGAAAGAUUUUCCUGAUCAGCAUCACUAAGGAUAACUUAAAAUUUUCAGGGACCUAUCUUAUAUUGCUGUAAUUUACUCAAUCUAUUUACUCAAAAACUAAUAAAGUUUAAUCUUAGAAAA
This is a messenger RNA of Jaculus jaculus (lesser Egyptian jerboa), 548 nucleotides long. It is a transcript of the gene Ndufb6, whose product is annotated as NADH:ubiquinone oxidoreductase subunit B6. Gene Ontology annotation, biological process: mitochondrial electron transport, NADH to ubiquinone; mitochondrial ATP synthesis coupled electron transport. The record is from RefSeq and is a predicted model, not a curated record. The transcript has 5 exons. NCBI's taxonomy places the organism in Eukaryota, Metazoa, Chordata, Mammalia, Rodentia, Dipodidae. Bases 70 to 456 code for a protein of 128 amino acids.